UAGUGCCGGCAAAGGUUGGCAGGGGGCGGUUCUUGAGCUGUUGUUUUCGUCCACGUCCUUUGGCUCAAGCAUGCUGCUUCAGCCGGGGAGGUAGGGCGGGCACUAGGUGGAGGCGUGCAACCCGCCUCCGUCACGCCCUCCACCGGCUUGACGUGUGGCCGCGCCCCCUCACGCCCCUCCGCAUUAAGGUCUCCGGGCUCGGUUCCCGCUAUCCGGCCGUCGGUGCUUUUUCGCCAGUCCCGGAAGUGGGCUCGCGCCCUACGGUUCUUGCUCCCGGGCGGCGACCGUCGCCACAGUGGCGGCCACUGCAUCUCGUUCCACCUCCGCGGCCCUGGGCGCCGUGGUUUCCUCGGACCCUGAGCCUAUGAACGGUCAGGGCCAGUCGGCGUCCGGGUCGUCGGCGUGGAGCACGGUAUUCCGCCACGUCCGGUAUGAGAACCUGGUAGCUGGUGUGAGCGGCGGGGUCUUGUCUAACCUCGCGCUGCACCCGCUCGACCUCGUGAAGAUCCGCUUCGCCGUGAGUGAUGGAUUGGAACUGAGACCAAAGUAUAAAGGAAUUUUACAUUGCUUGACUACCAUUUGGAAACUUGAUGGACUGCGGGGACUUUAUCAAGGAGUAACUCCAAAUGUUUGGGGUGCAGGUUUAUCCUGGGGACUCUACUUUUUCUUUUACAAUGCCAUCAAAUCAUAUAAAACAGAAGGAAGAGCUGAACGGUUAGAGGCAACAGAAUACCUCAUCUCAGCUGCUGAAGCUGGAGCCAUGACCCUCUGCAUUACAAACCCAUUAUGGGUAACAAAAACUCGCCUUAUGUUACAGUAUGAAGGUGUUGUUAACUCCUCACAGCGGCAAUAUAAAGGAAUGUUUGAUGCACUUGUGAAAAUAUAUAAGUAUGAAGGUGUGCGUGGAUUGUAUAAGGGAUUUAUUCCUGGGCUGUUUGGAACAUCACAUGGUGCCCUUCAGUUUAUGGCAUAUGAAUUGCUAAAAUUGAAAUAUAACCAGCAUAUCAAUAGAUUACCAGAAGCCCAACUGAGCACAGUAGAAUAUAUAUCUGUGGCUGCACUAUCCAAAAUAUUUGCUGUAGCAGCAACAUACCCAUAUCAAGUUGUGAGAGCCCGUCUUCAGGAUCAACACAUGUUUUAUAGUGGUGUAACGGAUGUAAUUGCAAAGACAUGGAGGAAAGAAGGCAUCGGUGGAUUUUACAAAGGAAUUGCCCCCAAUUUGAUUAGAGUGACUCCAGCCUGCUGUAUUACCUUUGUGGUAUAUGAAAAUGUCUCACAUUUUUUACUUGGCCUUAGAGACAAGAAAGUAAGCUAAAAAAGAAAAAAAGAAAGAUGUAUGGAUCCAGUUCCCAAAUAAAUGAUCAAUCUACAUUGAUCACUCAAAUUCACAUUGAAGUACACAUUACAUUAAUGGCUAUUAUUGAUCUUUACUUGUUAAAGUCAUUCUAACUCUCUGUAAGUAUAAAAGCCUACCCCCAAAAAGAUGCCAGAAUAAUACUGACACUUUAUUUAUCAUAAACAUCAUUGCAUGCUAUUGCACUACCAUCUACUUGUUGUAAAUAAAAUAUUAUGGUUUUCAAAGCCAUAUUUUAAUGGUUCUUUGAAAAUAGGUCUAUUUUUUAUAUUUUGGAAAUGGCAUUGUUUUAAAAAUAAAGAUGAAAUGAUGAGUACCUAAUUGUAUUUAAUCCAUAUUGUAACAUGCAUAGGAAUGCUUUAUAAAUUAAGCAUGGCAUUUUUUUCAUAUUUCUGGAUUAUAUUGUAAUUCAUAUGAAAUCCUGAUAUUAAUACCUAUAUGGAAAGAUAAGCUGUAGUUGAUAUUUGGAGUUUUAGAAGUACCGUCAUUUGAAUUCUGCUAUGUAUCCCCAAAUUAAUAAAUCAUAAUUCUUGUCCUCCA
This is a messenger RNA of Marmota monax (woodchuck), 1894 nucleotides long. RefSeq names its product solute carrier family 25 member 32 (gene Slc25a32). The transcript is spliced from 8 exons. Gene Ontology annotation, molecular function: folic acid transmembrane transporter activity; FAD transmembrane transporter activity. The coding region runs from base 365 to 1315 and encodes 316 amino acids. The record is from RefSeq and is a predicted model, not a curated record. NCBI's taxonomy places the organism in Eukaryota, Metazoa, Chordata, Mammalia, Rodentia, Sciuridae. Gene Ontology annotation, cellular component: mitochondrion. Gene Ontology annotation, biological process: folate import into mitochondrion; nucleotide transport.